Molecule: messenger RNA, 2586 nt
Organism: Ostrinia furnacalis (Asian corn borer)
Lineage: Eukaryota; Metazoa; Arthropoda; Insecta; Lepidoptera; Crambidae
Exons: 10
Molecular function (GO): nucleic acid binding
Source: RefSeq, a predicted model, not a curated record
GUCUGUGAUCUAUCAGAUGUGUGUCAUUGAUGUCACUUUGAUCGAUUGUCUAUUUUCGUACGAAAUGUUGUAAAAUUUUGUAAAAAACGCCGAUCGAGCAAUUUGAGCAGGAAGAAGAAAUACCACUCAUUAAUACUUAUUAUGUUGCUCACUAUACACAACCUGCCGCCCCGUAUGCGGUAUGGGGACGUAAAAUCUCUUAUCGUCUCGAAAUGCGGGUUCAAAGACAUAAUAUUGGAUAAUUUGAUCAACGAGGGUCGAGGGACCAAGCAGGUGACCGUUGGUUUGGCCGCAGAGGAAGACGCUGCGAUGCUGGUCCGACAGAUCAACGGCCUGUACGUGGAGGGAAAGCAGUUGUAUGUGGAAGACGUGCGACAGAAAAAUCAAUCCCAACAACCGUAUCGUCAAACUCAAGACGAGAGCAGUUACUCUGGCUCUCAAAGAGGUACUAAUCAGUCAUCCAGUUAUACAGCCCCAGGGAAUGGUCCCCAGCUUUAUAGCGGUCAGCAAAUGUACAUGAAUCAGAUGCCAGGGUUCCCAGGGCAGUCGGACCCCAUGACGAUGCCAAUGAUGCCUUUCAUGGGCGGGAUGGGAGGCAUGAUGUACGUGCCACCAGGACAGAACUCCUAUAUGGACUACGCUGGGCAAACGCAACAGCUUCCAUUAUCAGCUACCCAGUACACCCCAAUGUCUGGCGAACAAGCUCAGACAGGGUCUGGGUCUGGCUACCAUAACUACACUGACGACAAGUGGUCUCGUGACCGUCGCGCUCAACAGGGUACUUCCCAAGAGAAUAGGAAUCAAUCCAGCUAUAAAUCUGACAGCAGACAACAAUUCCGAGACAACAACACCUCGAGACGCCGUAGCAGAUCCCCGCGAGAUAAUCGUGACAGAUCCAGGGGCAGCCCUAAACGGGGAAGGUAUGAUGAAGGUGACUUCCGUUCGCAAUCCAACCGCGACUCUCAGAGAUAUACACCCGAUCGCGCAGAGACUUACACUUCUCAAAACUAUGAUAGGAGUCAGAAACAACCCUCCUUUAACAACGACCCUGUAACUUCGAACAAACCACCGCUCUUGAGCACUCCGGCUCAGAAUCGGUGGAACAGUGGACAACAGUUCAAUCAUGACUCCAGUGGAGACAGGUCUCAAAAUUGGAACAAAAAUCAGACAAGUUCUAAUGAUGAAAAAUCUAAUUAUCGCAAACAUAUGGAAUCGAAACAAAACCAAUCCAAAGGUGUUUGGAAAAAUCCGAUGCAAACUUCUUGGGGCCGGCAAGACGCAGCUACUUCUAGGGAAGAAAUACAAUCACAACCAUCACAAUUUAAAUGGACAAAUCCAAACACGGGUAAGGGUCAAACGAAUAGUGGUGGGCCUGUUGAGCAAAGGCAGUCCUUACUGGGAAAUCCACCACAAAGAAGUUGGGAACCUAAUAAGAAUGCACCCAAGCCAAGUAAUGUCACCAAUUACCCAAAGCAAAAACCUCAAAAACCUGCAAAAUCAAAGAAGAAUAAGGGCAAGAAGAAAGGUGUGAUGCCCACACUGAAGGAUGACUCGAUCCUGAGAUAUAGAGCGGCGGGUCAAAUCGCAAAUGAGAUAGCGAAAGAGCACAUAAAUAUUAUAUCAAAGGAGUUUUAUUUGAAGAAUCUGAGGAAAUCGGUGCGAUCCCGGUUGGAAGUACUUUUAGACGCGAAUAUUGGGAUGCCACUGGAUCAAAUGAUCAAAACAUACCGAAUGACGUUUCCGUCAUAUACGGAUCGCGAUUAUUGCAAAGCUGUAGUGGAGCAGAUACCAGCUGAUGCGAGGGCGAAAAUAGAGGCAACAGGAGAAAACGUUGACGUUGCAAAAUUGAAUAUUAAUCAACCAACGGCGAGCAAAAAUCAACCGGCGGCUAACAAAAAUCAACCGGCGGCUAACAAAAAUCAACCGAAGGCUAACAAAAAACCGGCGGCAAACAAAAAUCAAUCAGCUGUGAGCAUAACUCAACCGGGAACGUUCCAGCCUCUAAUGAAUUUGCCGGUCCUGACAAACUUAAAGCCUCCGAAUCCUUCGGAAAAGCUGCCCAAAUAUCCUCAAGGAGACAAACAAAUAUACAAAGAACAAAAGAAGCUAAAGAAACUAGAACAUGGGAAAGAGGAUAUUUAUUCGCUGCCACAGCCGAUGCAGAGGGUGCUGGACGAAGAACUACAGGCCCUCGUGGAUAUAUACAAGUCUAUAGUGAAAACGGCAGACAAUGAAAAGGAGCAAGCCCUCUGCGAUCGCUUCAGUACCAUCGGAGUGGAUAUUACGCGAAAGGUGUUAAAACUGAACGUCACGAAGCGUCUUCUAUGCAUCAACACGAACCUCGUCGUUCGAGUGUACAUAAACGGAAAGCCGCCGAAAAAGCUGGAGGUGGAGGAAUUCAUGCGGAAGAAUGGCGCCGUCAGCUGCAAGAAGUCUGUCAAAAGGGCGCCUAUUUACGUCGCCACCNUGUUAACGAAGCAACAAAAGAAGCUAAAGAAACUAGAGCAUGGGAAGGAGGAUAUUUACUCGCUGCCACAGCCGAUGCAGCGGGUGCUGGACGAAGAACUACAGGCCCUCGUGGAUAUA